This is a messenger RNA of Nylanderia fulva, 1211 nucleotides long. Lineage: Eukaryota; Metazoa; Arthropoda; Insecta; Hymenoptera; Formicidae. The record is from RefSeq and is a predicted model, not a curated record.
UUGUGUAAUACGCAUGAUGCAAUACGCUUACACCGAAGAAUUCUUUUGGGAAACCGUUCGCCCAUAUGUAUUUGGCAAACAACAUAUGGGGCUUUUUAUAGACAAAAUUGUUAAUGCUGCAAAAAAACCAUACCGUUCUAUACAAAUAUUAAAUUUGUGGCAUAUGGAAACGCAUUGUCCUAUCAUAAAAAUAAUACGAAAUAUUUCGAAUACUAUAAGCGAAGUAAAUAUAUCGAUACAAUAUACCGACACAUUAAAAAUUGACUGCCUUUCUGUAACUUUUACUACGGGAGCGUUACCCAAUUUUAACAAUUUUACAGAUCAUAUGGUAUGCGUGAAAGAGAAUUUAAAAUUAUCAUUAGCACUUAAUGAAAGUUAUUGGAUGAUAUUCAAUGUACAACAAAUUGGUGCGCAACUAAGUUCCCGCUGUUUGUCUAUAGAUGGCUCCAGUAGUAAGUGCUGGUCGAUUUUGACAUAUCCAAAACGUCACGAGCCAAGCUUAGACAUAUGGUAAACAAACCGCUUUGACAUGUUAAUGAUUUUGUUUUGGCGUCAUAUACUUUUAGUUGUGUGAAAAUGUCUGAUUUUGUACCAAAUAAUCGUCAUUUGCGGGAAGUGUUGAUUUUCUUAUUUCAUUCGAAGAAAACGGCGGCUGAAGCGCAUCGAGAGCUCCAAAAAGUUUACGGAGAUGCUGCUCUAAGUGAAACAACGUGCCGUGAUUGGUUCCGUCGCUUCAAAGACGGUGAUUUCGAUGUUGACGACCGUCCGCGUGAAGGAAGGCCAAAAACCUUCGAAGACGCUGAAUUGGAGGCAUUGCUCGAUGAGGAUCCAUGCCAAACGCAAGAACAGCUUGCUUCAGCAUUAGGAGUUACCCGCCAAGCCAUUUCCAAGCGAGCAAUACGAGCAGAGGCACGAAAAAGUGAUUCUACUGCAUGACAACGCUCGGCCUCAUGUUGCCAAACCCGUUAAAACUUACGUGGAAACGCUCAAAUGGGAAGUCCUACCCCACCCGCCAUAUUCCCCAGAUAUUGCGCCGUCCGAUUAUUACUUGUUCCGUUCGAUGGCACAUGGUCUGGCUGAUCAGCAGUUCCGCUCAUAUGAAGACAUCAAAAAAUGGCUUGAUUUGUGGAUAGCCUCAAAAGACGAAUACUUUUACCGUAACGGUAUUCGAGCUCUGCCAGAAAGAUGGGAAAAAGUUGUGGCUAACGAUG